Cercopithifilaria johnstoni is the source of this 2769-nucleotide messenger RNA. The record is from the annotation of a GenBank genome assembly. Lineage: Eukaryota; Metazoa; Nematoda; Chromadorea; Rhabditida; Onchocercidae.
AUGGCAACCGACACCACACCGACGCAUUCCCUUCAUUCAAUUCCUUUCGCUACUUCGUCGCGGUCUCGACGAGAAAACCUGUCUACGAGCGCUUUACUGCUCAAUAUGAUUCGAACACUUACAAGCAAUUCCUCGGCAGAUCAAAAGGAAUUGGAUCGUAGGCGUUUAGAAGUUGGAUUUGCUGAAACUUCAAAAGAAAUAGAUCAACUGGUUCUUGAACAUGAAAACGAUGUUGGGACUUGCUUGGAGUCAUUUAGGAAUGUUUCCACUCGAAUUACGGCCUGCCGUGAAAAAGUACACAGUAUACGUAGUAGUUUGCUCACAUGUCGCUCUCUACUGCAGUGCAGACGGGAUGACUUAAAAAGACUUUGGAUGGAAAAUGCUCAACAAAAACACGUCAGCACAAUUCUGGCUCAAAUAGAAGGACUAAAUCGUUUGGGAAGUGAAGUUGAGGCAGCUAUGGCUACUUCAAAUUAUCAUUUAGCUGCGAAUUCUUUGAACGAAGCAGAUUUGUUGUUCAAUGGUCCAUUUUCAAAUAUCGAUGGAUUGAAUCAGUUACGUUCACAGUUGCUUGAUUUGUCCAAAAAACUCGUGGAACGGAUUGUUAAUGACAUCACAAAUCAUUUAAUCGUUUGGCCGUUCGAAAAUCAUCUUGUUGAAAUAAUCAAAUCGCUGCCGGAAAAUAAAGUUACGGAAUCAGUAGAAUGCGCUGAAAUUAUGUCUCAAUUUAAUGUAAAGGAAAAUGUUGCUGCGAAUGGCACACAUUCCGUAGCUGCCCGUUGUGCCGAGAAUAUUCAUGCCUUAUGCGUGUUCGGCAGAUUGUCAACAACACUUCGACAGUUUUUACAAGGUUCUCCGACAGUAUUUAACCGUCUGAUACAUGCAUCGGCGAAUGUAGUCUGCGUUGCGUUUGAUGGAAAUCAAAAAGAAGAUGAACAAAAUUUGGCUCAAUUUAUGCAGUUGGUGUUAAGUCAAUUUCGUAGUAGCUAUGAGACACAUCUUGUAAUGGAUGCUGAACUGAAAAAAUUGCGACAAAACGAUUUGGGUGAUGACGAAAAAGUGAUAUCCUUAUCCGAAAAUUUUUGGGAAACAGCGCAAGCUAUAAUCGAAGAUUUGGUGAAUGAAUAUAUCGCGGAAGAUGGCAGUACUUCCAGUUUAGUUAUGCAAAAAUCAAAUACAUCUGCUGCAGAAAAAGUUACCUUGUUCAGAUUUGAUGCUUCAGCUUGCGCACUUACUACUAAGUCAGGACAAACUAUUAAGCAGCUUCACUCUUUGAUAUGCCCUUCGUCACCCUGGAAUAUUACUGCUCUAUAUCCACAGCUUGAACGUUUCUGCAAUGAGCGUGAAGCCCAUGCGAACGUAAAACCCUGUCGUUUACGUUCUUACUUACACUCAUUCAUUGUUAAUGUUUUCAUCGAUCAAUUCAAAUGUAAGCUUGGAGCUCUUGCCGAGCAAGCACUCAAUGAACAGGAUGCCUGGCGUGUUCUCAUGCAUUACCCUAAUCCGAAAGUUUUGGGAAGUUGUUGGAAUGUUUAUGCAAUUUGUAACCAAAUCGGAAAAUUGAUUCUUGCCAUGGAUAAAUACACAGAAAGGUUGUCAGCAUUGUGGUUACUUGUUAUUGAUGAAUUUUCGGAUAGCGCUAAUAAUGUUUAUGAAAAAGUCUUGUCUUUUUGGAAGCCCACUUCAGAAGGAAAGGAUUCUGCGGUUAUCAAUAUGGGUCAGGAAGAUGGACACAGAGAAAAGCGUAAAAUAAGCGCAGCAUGGGCAGUGGACGAAGACAUAUCACGUCUCUUGAAAAGUCUACCAAACUGGUUCAUGGUGAGCAAUUAUGAAAGUACUUCAACGCAGUCAGUGAACACGUCUUCUGCAGUUUCACCCACAGGCGAAUCGGAAAGUGAUGUGUGUUACCGAAAUGAAAGAGAAUCGGAAAUUCUCAUAGGUAAUCUGGGAACAGCAAAACAGCUUGUUCGUGAUGAGCUGAUAACCGAUGUUGAAGUAAUUCGUUCGCUAGCAUGUAUACAUGAAUCACUGAAAUGGUUUUGUAGCAGCAUGCGUUCUCUCAUCGAAAAGCUCCCAGAAUCAUCCCGUAAUGCAAUGCGUAAAUGCGCUGUACAGUUACAAAAAACAGAUGAAAGUGGCGUUGUUCAGUGGGAAGAGCAUAUUGCCGCUGCAUUAGAUUCCAGAUUAUCCAAUUUGGAUGCAAAAGCUGACACAUGUUUAUUAAUAAUUCACCUUGAGCUUCGUGUACAUUGCUUUUUCCAUUUGUUACCAUUAGCUCGGGCAAGGCCGUCGUUGCCUCAAGAUGAACUCGAUAACGAGGUAAUUGAUUUUGGGCGCGAUAUGGCUCAUUUUCAUCAGGUGCUUAGCACGAAUCUUCCACUGCAUAAAAUGAAAUAUCUCUUUGAUGGUUUAGGACAUCUUUCAGCUUCUAUCUUCAUUCAUUCGAGCCAACACAUACAAAAAUUGAAUGAGAAUGGAAAAAAACGCGUCUGUCGAAAUAUUUUUGCGGUGCAGCAGAGAUUAAGUCAGCUGACAGGACAUCGUGAAAGUGAGCUAGAAAGAGCGAGAAUUUUUUUCGAAUUACUCAAUCACGAUCCUGAUCAGUUAUUGGCUUUAAUUCUUGAGCGAGGAGCAAUAUUUUCACAUCUGGAAUACACCUAUCUUCUUGCACUUGCUGUAAGAUCACAUCCAGUACUAAGCGCACAACCUGGUGCUUUGGAACAAAGGAUCUCCCAACUGAAAAUGAUCUUAGCACAAUUAAAGAAGUGA